Molecule: messenger RNA, 291 nt
Organism: Ostreobium quekettii
Lineage: Eukaryota; Viridiplantae; Chlorophyta; Ulvophyceae; Bryopsidales; Ostreobiaceae
Source: the annotation of a GenBank genome assembly
GUGUCGCUGACGGCCGCAAGGGAGCACGUGGGUUCCCUGGAAGAGGUCCACUUCGUCCUGUUCGACCGCGAGACGUGGGAUGCGUUCCUGGAGUGCGCCAAGUCCAGAUUCAAGCGACCCCCCUCGCCGCCGGACGCCCCAGACCCGCCGUGCAAGCGCCUCCGACUGGAUGAGGGAGAGGGGGAGAGCGGGGAAGGCGACGCGAAAGAGGACGGGAGCAAUCGGGAGGAGGAAAAGAGGAGAAGCGGCGAAAAAGACGACCGAAAAAGGGAUGAUGGAAAAGAAAGAUAA